This is a messenger RNA of Plasmodium gallinaceum, 3345 nucleotides long. RefSeq names its product surface protein P113, putative. Bases 1 to 3345 code for a protein of 1114 amino acids. The transcript has 2 exons. The record is from RefSeq and is a predicted model, not a curated record. NCBI's taxonomy places the organism in Eukaryota, Apicomplexa, Aconoidasida, Haemosporida, Plasmodiidae.
AUGAAAAGUUUUUUUUUUAGUUUAUGUUUUUUAUUAUUAGCUAUUUUUCUACCAACAAAUUGCCUUGUACAUAAUGAUAUAAUUAAAUUCGGAGAAGAAAAUUCUUUGAAAUGUUCUAUUGGGCAAUUGUACAUAUUGCAUUGUGAGGUAUUAUGUAUGAAUGAUCAAAACCAUAUUAUAUAUAAAAAUUGUUUAGAUGAAGUAGAAAAAAAAUGUUCGGGUAACAAAUGUCUGUAUUAUUUUGAUUAUAUGAGAAAAAACACACACGCAUUUAGAAAUAAAAAUAGUAUUGAAGUUAGUGAAUGUGUAGAAUCAGAUAUAAACGAAAUAAAAACAUCAACAACAUGCUUAUUAAGUAAUUCAUUUUUAUUGGAGGAACUUAAUACUCAAUAUUUUUUUUUUAUAAAAAAUAAAAAUAAUGAUCCAGUUGUAUGCCAAAGUGGUAUCAUAAAUGUUAAUAGUGCUACUCUACACUCUCCUUUUUGUGAAAUAAAACUUAGAGAUAUUUCAAGCCAUAUAAGAAAAGAGUGUGAUGACAAUAAAGAUUGUCUUAUAAAUCCAAUAGAAUUACCAAAAUCUCUAUUAGGUGAUGAUAAUCCAUGUUAUAUUAAUAACUCUUAUGUAUCAUUGAAUAUAAUUUGCAGAAAAAAUGUUAUAGAUGAAUAUGAAGAAGAAGAAUAUGAUAAAGGGGAUGAUGAUGAUUCUUCAAAUGAUCUAAUUGAUCCAAUAGAUAAUGAACACGAAUAUCUAGAUAAAGUAAUAAUAGGUGAAAAUGAUGAAGGAAAUAAAAAUGAUAGUAAAGAGAUAAAUGAAAAUGAAAAACAAAUUAAAAAACAAUAUGAGUUAUAUUUACAAAAUAAAGAAGCAAUGAAGGAAAAUGUAAAUAUUAAAAAAAAUUUAUUGAAUAAAAAAAAAGAUAUAUCAAUUAAAUUAGAGAAGGCAUUUUCAAAAAAGGAAGAACUUUUCAAAAAAUUAGCAGAUCGUAUUUCCAAUAGUAUUGAUAUGAAACAUGAACCUUUUGAAGUACUGGAUCUUUUGGAAGAUAGAUAUAAUGAACUAAAGAGAAAUUCAGAUUAUUCAUUUUAUUAUGAUUUCGUUAUUGAAACUCUUGGAGUAAAUGAUAUAGAUAAAGAAAAAAUAGAUAAUGUUAAAGUAACUAUUUUAAAAAAUUUAAAGGAAUAUUUGGGUAAAAUAGGAAAAGUAGAAAAAAUAAUUGGAGAACAUAGGAAAAAGUAUAUUUCUAUAUUUAAUGAAUCGAAGCAGUAUUUAUUUAACUUAUUUGAUGAAGAUGUAGAUGAGAUAAUAAAUUAUGAUAAUUUUCCUCAUCAUAAUGGUAUGAUUUCAUCUAAUAUUUUCUUUAAGUAUUAUCCUGAAUCAGUCCCAAUGAGCUUAGAAAAAAUUAAUGAAAAAGGAAAAUUAGAUGAAGAAGAAUUAAGGGAAUUUAAUGAUAUAGAAGAAUUAGAUGUAAAAGAAAAAAAAAAUAAAAUAUGUGAAUUAAGAAAAAGAAUAUUACAAAAUUUAAGAGCUUUGUAUUUAGAAAAAAAUGAAGUUUUCAAUACUCAGGCAAUGUGCAUUAAAGCAUACUGCUAUAAAAAUCCAUUGAAUCUAAAAAAUUUCAAAAAUUUCAUGAAAGAGAUCUAUUAUUUAUCAAAAGUAAAUAGUGACAGUGUACUUCUAAAUGUUGUUCGUUAUCUCAAUGCUGUUGGAGAUAAGAAAAAGAGUUGGAGUAAUAGAAGAAGACUAAAUAAACUUAUUGUAUUAUUGUUUCUAGGUUUCAGACAAGUGAAGGAAAAAGAAAUAGAAAUUGAUAAAGAAAUUGAAAGAUAUAAUAUUUUAUAUGAUUUGGCGCGAAGUAUUAAUUUACAAGAGUUGUUUGUUGAAAAAGAUAAUAUACUUAAGAAAUAUUAUGACUUAAAUAGAUCAAAUGAUUUUGUUGGAAGCCAAUCAACUACAUUUGAUUUUAUAGAUAAAACAGAUAAAUCUAUGAAUGAAGAAGAUAAAGAAGAAAAAGAAGAAAUAGACGAAGAAGAUAAAGAAAAAGAAGAAACAGACGAAGAAGAUAAAGAAAAAGAAGAAACAGACGAAGAAGAUAAAGAAAAAGACGAAACAGACGAAGAUAAAGAAAAAGACGAAACAGACGAAGAAGAUAAAGAAAAAGACGAAACAGAUGAAGAAGAUAAAGAAGAAAAAGACGAAACAGAUAAAGAAGAUAAAGAAGAAAAAGACGAAACAGAUGAAGAAGAUAAAGAAGAAAAAGACGAAACAGAUGAAGAAGAUAAAGAAGAAAAAGACGAAACUGGUGAAGAAGAUAAAGAAGAAAAAGACGAAGCAGAUGAAGAAGAUAAAGAUGAAGUAGACGAAGAAGAUAAAGAUGAAGUAGACGAAGAAGAUAAAGAUGAAGUAGACGAAGAAGAUGAAGAGGAAGCAGACGAAGAAGAUGAAGAGGAAGCAGACGAAGAAGAUAAAGAAGAAGAAGAAAUGGACGAAGAAGAUAAAGAAGAAAAAGACGAAACAAUUGAAGAUAUAAAUGAAGAUAAAGAAGAAACAAUUGAAGAUAUAAAAGAAGAUAAAGAAGAAACAAAUGAAGAUAUAAAAGGAGAUAAAGAAGAAAUGGUUGAAGAAGUAAAAGAAGAUAAGGAAGAAAUAAUUGAAGAAGGAGAUAACGGAGAAAAAAUUGAAGCAAAAGAUAAUAAUGAAGAAAUAAUUUUAGAAGAAAAUAUGAAAGAAAUUAAGGAAGAAGAAAAAGAUGAUGAAACAGAUGAAGAUGUAAAAGAAGAUGAAGAAGAAACAUUAGAAGAAGAAAAUGAACCUGAUGAACUGAAAACAUUAAUGGGAAAUGAAGAAGAAAAAUUAUUAGGUGAAGAAAAAGAAUUAUUUGAUGAAGAUGUCUUAAAUGAAUUAAGCUCGUUAUCAAGCGAGGAAAAUGAAGAUAUAAUUGAAGAUGAAAUUAUUGAUGAAAGCUUAGAUGAGAAAAACUUGUUAGAUGUCGAACAAGAUGAAGGCAUGAAUGAUAAUUUACUUAAAUAUAUAAAUGAAAUAGUAGGCAAUAAACAUGAAGAACAAGAUAAUGAGAAAAAUGAAAAAGAUGAAGAAAUCGAUGAUGAUGUUACAAUUAAAGGAGAAGAUGAUGAAAACAUAGAAGAUACAAUUAAGAUAAUUAAAAAAGAAGAUAACAAUAAUGAAAAUAAUGAAAAUAUUGUGGAAGAAACAACUGUAGAAUCUGGGGAAGAAUAUAUAACAGAACAAGAUAUUAAAGGUACUGAUAAAGGAAGUUCAUUUUUCUUAACUGCAAGUAACAGUCUCUUAAUUAUUUUAGUUGUACUUUUCAUAGAAACAUUAUUGUAA